UUAUGGUUCAUGUGACAGCCUUGAACCAGAUUCCGCUACCCUAUAUUUGUUUGAACUUUGUAUAAUAAGCCGAGACGUGAACAAGUAUGGCUUGCAAACAGAUAUGCAUAACAUUGGUUGCAGUUUGUUCUAUCCUUUUAGUAAUAGUUCUAGUUAGAACUUUCACUUUGGUCCCCAGAAAAGAUGCUGUCAUUGCAUGUAAAACAGCUGAUUCCGAUUUUAUCAAGCUAACUGACCAAAUAGUAAAGAGGUUUCAACGAGCAUUACAGAUUAAAACAAUAUCCUUUAAACGGGGAGAUUAUAACAGAGACCAACUGCUUCUCCUUAGCUCACACUUGGAAAAAAGUUUUCCACUUGUUCACUCGUCUCCAUUAGUAAAGUUAGACAUAAUAGCAAACUACAGCAGACUUUAUACAAUAACUGGAUCAAACACAAGUUUAACUCCAUACCUAUUAACAGCUCAUUUAGAUGUGGUACCAGCUAUUCCAGAAGAGUGGGAGUUCCCUCCCUUUGAAGCACAAAUUAAGGAUGAAUAUAUAUAUGCAAGAGGAGCUAUUGAUUUUAAACAAGGAAUUAUGGGUAUAUUAGAAGCUUUAGAGUAUCUAUUGUCUAAAGGAUUCAAACCAAACAGACCAUUUUACAUAGCAUUUGGACAUGAUGAAGAAGUUACUGGGGUUGAUGGAGCUAGAGUAGUCGGCCAAGAACUAAAAGCUAGAGGACUAAAGAAAUUAGAAUUCUUAUUAGAUGAAGGACUGGCAGUUUUAAAUGGUUUUAUUCCAGGAAUACAAAAGCCUGUAGCAUUAAUUGGUAUUGGAGAGAAAGGUUUUUUGACCUUGAAGUUACAUGUGAAAGGUGAAGCAGGUCAUUCCUCUAUGCCACUCAAGGAAACAGCCAUUGGAAUUUUGGCAAAAGCUGUUGUUAAGAUAGAAGAUAAUCCACUGCCAAGUAUGUUAGGGUAUGGCCCAGAGAAAGAAAUGUUAGAACAUUUAGCACAUGAGAUGCCAUUAGCAGCCAGGAUCAUUAUGUCUAACUUGUGGUUGUUUGGACCUCUUGUUUCUUGGGUUUUCUCACAGAAACCUCCCACAAAUGCUAUUAUUAGAACUGUCACAUCAGUAACUAUGUUUAACGGAGGAGUCAAGACUAAUGUAUUACCAUCUGAUGCUACAGCCUACAUAAACCAUAGAAUUCACCCAGCACAAAGCAUUCAAGAGAUAAUAGAUUAUGAUAGAGCUAUAAUAAAUGAUGACAGAGUGAAAUUAUCAGUUGAAGAUUCUAUGGUAGCUGCAUCUGGUUCCCCUUCUGGAGAAAAUGAUUUUGGGUACCAGAUAAUCAGUAAUAGUAUCAGACAAAUCUGGACCAAUGCCACCACAGCACCAGCAUUGCUCUUUGGUAAUACCGACACAAGACAUUACUCAAUGAUUACUAAAAACAUCUACAGAUUCUGUCCAACAGUGAUGUUUCUUGGUGACGAAAAACGAUUCCAUGGUAUCAAUGAGAGAAUUUCAAAAAAGAAUUUGGAACAAGCUAUAAACUUUUAUUACCAUAUUAUAACCAAUGCUGAUGAAAAUUCACUGACAAAUAUACACCAACAUAGUGAUGAGUUGUAAAAAUACUGGUAUUUCUUACCAAUAUAGAGUUUUCAUUGUCACAAAUAUUUUAUGAAGAACAUGAGUUAAUUUUACAUAUUUUUUAAAAAGAUUUUCCAGUGGUAUUGCUACAUGUUUAUCAUUUUAAAUUGGUUCAGAGAAAGCAACUAAUGUAAAAUUAGGACAGUAUUUAAACUCAUCUAUGAGGGUUCUAAACAAGUUUUUACGCAAAUGUGGUAUAUUGUAAAAGAACCCAUUUCAUUUUGCUUUUACAAUGAUAUAACAUAUUUUCCAAGUUUAUUUAAUUUUUAUGUCCUUGCUACCCUAGUAGAGAGGGACAUGUUUUUUUAGUUUGUGUUGUCGUCUAUUUGUGCUUCCAUUUGGUUAUAAAUUCAAGUUGUGGUUCCUGCAGGUUAUUUUUUUUUCACAUUAAACAUGCAUCUUGGUACUCAUUUUCAUUUUGAAGUGAACUGUUAUAUAAAUAAGUCAAAUUAUGGUUUUUAAACCAAAAUGGAGUUUGUAAUGAACAUUGUCAUAUCUCACUCACUGUUUUGGUCUGCUUUUGCCACCAAGUCCCCACCACUUAAUUCUGUCAGUGCCAUGAAAUUUUUUCGAUAUAAGUUUUUUUAUUUGUUGUUGCAUAGCUAGAUGUUGAUAUUCUUUAAUGGUUGUUUUAUUUUUUAUUUUUAUUAAUUAUUGGUCAGUAUAAUAAUAUUGGAUUAAGAAUUUUAUUUCUUUGUAACUUUUUGAAUGAAUCUCAAGCUUUUAUACCUAAUUUUUAGCUCACCUGGCCCAUAGGGCCAGGUGAGCUUUUCUCAUCACUUGUCGUCCGUCAUCUGUCGUCGUCCGUCGUUGUUAACUUACAAAAAUCUUCUCCUCUGAAACUUCUGGGCCAAACUAAACCAAACUUGGCCACAAUCAUCAUUGGGGUAUCUAGUUUGAAAAAUGUGUGGCGUGACCCAGCCAACCAACCAAGAUGGCCGCCAUGGCUAAAAAUAGAACAUACGGGUAAAAUACAGUUUUUGGCUUAUAACUCAAAAACCAAAGCAUUUAGAGCAAAUCUGACUGAGGUAAAAUUAUUUAUCAGGUCAAGAUCUAGCUGCCCUGAAAUUUUCAG
Messenger RNA from Mytilus trossulus (common blue mussel), 2703 nucleotides. Its product is annotated as N-fatty-acyl-amino acid synthase/hydrolase PM20D1.2-like. Bases 87 to 1607 code for a protein of 506 amino acids. The transcript has 11 exons. The record is from RefSeq and is a predicted model, not a curated record. NCBI's taxonomy places the organism in Eukaryota, Metazoa, Mollusca, Bivalvia, Mytilida, Mytilidae. Gene Ontology annotation, biological process: amino acid metabolic process. Gene Ontology annotation, molecular function: hydrolase activity, acting on carbon-nitrogen (but not peptide) bonds, in linear amides.